AUGACAUCCUUCUCAACUCACACGAGCGAUCUCUCAGCUUCAAUAAAACGCGGCGACAGUCAACCCGAUAACAAACCCAUCUUAGAGAACGAGAAAACCCAUGUCUUCCAAACAGCACAAGAAGAAAUCUCACCCAGCGCAAGCCUCUCAUGUCCCUCAUUCACCGAGCAAGAACAGAAAUCCAUCAUCCGACGCAUAGAUGUUCGCGUCGUACUUCUGCUCAGCCUCAUGUACACCUGCUCUCUCAUCGACAGGGUGCAAAUCGGUCUAGCCAUGAUUACUGGUAUGGGAGCGGAUCUCAGUCUAACUGGAACGCAAUACACGACUAUCAACGCCGUAUUCUUCGGGCCAUACGUCGUCCUGCAGUUCCCAUCUACGAUUCUACUGAGAAAGAUUGGACCGAAAAAGUUCUUGGCCAGUACAACGCUACUCUGGGGAAUGGUGACAAUUGCUGGUGGGUUCGUGAGAAAGUAUGAGGAUAUGAUUGCACUACGCUGUAUACUCGGAGCGUGCGAGGCUGGCUUCUUUCCGGCAUGUUUAUACCUUCUCAUGGUCUGGUAUCCACGCUACGAUCUCCAGAAACGGAAUGCUGCCCUCCUCAUCAUUGGAAUGGUGAGCAGUGCUUUCUCCGGUAUCCUCGCAUUCGGAAUCUCCCACCUAAGUGGCCACGGAGUAGGACCCAGCUUCUGGGGAAAAUUGAACAUCCAGACUGGCAUUCGUGAGCCUGGCAUCGCUGGCUGGCGUUGGAUCUUCAUCCUCUAUGGAACAGCCACAUGCAUCGUCUCCGUACUAUCCUGGUGGGUCCUUGUAGAUUUCCCAGAAAAGAUCGCUCUAGGCACAGCGCACAAGACCUUCCAAUUCUUGACAAAAGAAGAAGCCACCUGGGCAAUUCAGAGAAUCGAAGCAGAUCGAAAAGAUGCGAUGCCAACAGAAUUCAACCUCAGAGAAUACAUCAACAACGCAUGGGACCUCAAACUCUGGGUCUUCAGCCUCCUAAUUCUCUGCCAAGCCACAGUCGGCUAUGGCAUAGGAUUCGCUUUACCCUUCCUAUUGAUGGAAGGCAUGGGUUUCAGUCUGACAGUCUCGCAAUGUCUCUGCACCCCACCUUAUGUGCUCGCAGGCGUUAGCACAUGGUUUGUAGCAUACUAUUCCGACAAAUGGAGAAUACGAUCACCCUUCAUUUUGGUGAACAGCUGUUUCGCGUUCGUCGGCAUUUGCUUGAUCGGAUAUGUCGAAACUGCUGGAGUCAGGUAUUUUGGCGUAUUCCUCGCGGCAGUCGCGGGGUUGGCGAAUGCACCUUGCCUUUUGACGUGGCAGGCGAACAAUGUGCGCGGACAGUGGAAGCGAGCACUCGUCUCCACAUUUGCGGUUGGCGCAGGUGCCAUCGGAGGCGUUAUAGGAUCAUUGGUGUUCAAGCCAGGCGAUACGCCUCAUUACACGAUGGGAAUUGCGACUUGCCUCGUUGCUCAGGGCCUAACAAUAUUCUUGGUUUUGCUGUUGCUCUGGAAGUUCACACAAGCGAACAGGCGAGCGGCAAGUGGUGGCAAGCUCAUCGGAGGGCUCCCGGGUUUUCGAUACACGCUUUAA
Cercospora beticola is the source of this 1587-nucleotide messenger RNA. RefSeq lists its product as uncharacterized. Gene Ontology annotation, biological process: transmembrane transport. Gene Ontology annotation, cellular component: membrane. Gene Ontology annotation, molecular function: transmembrane transporter activity. Lineage: Eukaryota; Fungi; Ascomycota; Dothideomycetes; Mycosphaerellales; Mycosphaerellaceae. The record is from RefSeq and is a predicted model, not a curated record.